AUGGAAGCAGAAGCUUGUUCGGCUAAUAAUGGUAUUUCUUACUCGGGCAUCUGUUCUGGUCCUUCAAAUAUUCAAUGUUGUAAAUCAGGAUCAUUGCCAGUUGUAGUUCCCAGCAAGCCAGUCAAUACAAUGCUUACUGAUUUAGCUGAUAUUCUUCGUGGUGCUGGUCUCAAUGUGGUUGAAGAAACCGGAUGGAAAACACGUGGUCACGCUGUAAUGAGUUCAGUGAACGGUAUCAUUGUACACCAUACAGCUGGUCCAGCAACAGGCGAAUAUCCAUCACUACGAAUUGUUCGAGAUGGUCGUACUGAUUUGCCAGGUCCACUUUCACAACUUGGACUCGGUCGUUCCGGAACUUGGUAUGUGAUUGCAGCAGGAAAAUCUUAUCAUGCUGGUAGCACUAUCAAUGAUGCGAUUUUUGGCAACGCAAAUGCAAUAGGCAUUGAAGCUGAAGGAACUGGCCUUCCAGCUGAUAACACUGGUCAUGAAAAUUGGCCAGAAGUUCAAUGGCAGAGUUAUGUACGUGGUGUUAAAGCACUUCAAGCAGCUUAUGGUGUGCCUACAUCACAUGUCUUGGGACAUAAAGAAGCAGCAGUACCGGCUGGUCGCAAAAUCGAUCCAAACUUUUCAAUGGACGAGUUUCGAGCUGCACUUGGUUGA
Rotaria sp. Silwood1 is the source of this 660-nucleotide messenger RNA. Lineage: Eukaryota; Metazoa; Rotifera; Eurotatoria; Philodinida; Philodinidae. The record is from the annotation of a GenBank genome assembly.